AACAACAUGCAUGAUGUAGUGCGAUCUAGUCUGACCAAUUACAACAGGUCAACAUACACAUUGUCCAUGACUAUUUACACUGAUGACAUACUGACACUGCGCAGCUUGCGAUCAUGUUUCCCUGAGUCAUACUGAGACACAGUUAUUCACCACCCAGCUCAGUGUGACGGCAGGAGCGACGCGAUGGCGAAGUUUGCAGGCCGAGUUGUACUUAUUACAGGAGCGAGUUCCGGUAUUGGCGAGGGGACAGCUUUGCAUUUUGCCAAACAUGGAGCCAAACUCUCGAUAACGGGACGAGAUAAGACGAGACUGGAAGACGUCGCUAAAAGAUGCUCGGAGUGCGGGAUACCGGCUGAUGACAUUCUGGCCCUUUCCGGUGACCUCACUGACGCGGCCUUCAGAAAGUCAACCAUUGAAAAGACAGUCGCCAAGUUUACCAGGCUCGAUGUACUGGUGAACAACGCGGGUUUGGUGUUCCCACUGGGGUGCAUGGAGCUGUCGGAAUCCAAGUACGACAUUGAGAUGAACCUAAACAUGAAGGUGCCCUUCCUACUGUGCCAGCUGGCAGUCCCCCAUCUGGAGAAGACGCAGGGGAACAUCGUAAACGUUUCCAGUCUUUCCGGAGUCCGUCCGUCGCCGAAGGUGGGGAUCUACUGUGCCAGCAAGGCCGCCCUGGAUAUGUUCACGCAGUGCCUGGCUUUAGAGCUCGCGCCCAAGAAAGUUCGAGUGAACUCUGUAAACCCCGGCGUUGUGAACACUCCAAUCUUCACUCGGGAGGACUCAUUCUUUCACAACAAAGACGAGGAGGCCAGCAAGUUCUUGAAGGAACAAGAAGUUGUCCACCCCCUUGGCAGAGUGGGCCAACCCCAGGAUGUGGCUGAGUCCAUUGCUUACCUUGCCUCAGACGCUGCGAGCUUUGUGACGGGACAGAUCCUUUUCAUUGAUGGGGGUCGACACUGUGUCUAGCACAGUACUUUUUUAGUGAAAUUCGUGCACAUUCAGGGACAAACUGAUUUGUUCUCGAAGGGCAGUUUGGCACAUGAACAUAGAUGUAUCUUGCUCCAAUGUCCUGUGCUCGAAGACAUGAGUUAAAUAAAUAUGCAAGUGACUGCAUGUGAUCCAAUAAAGAGAAAUGGUGACGUGUGGUGUUUAAAAUUCCUUAAUAAGAGACUGCUUCAUGCUAAGUAAGCAUCGUCCGCAUAGAAUAAGUAAAUCACACAGAUUGCAAUAAAAAAUACUACUAAUCCUAUAUAGAUAUAUAUUACAGCGACCUGUUGUCAGCAAUAUUACAGCUAUAUCAGAAAGAACAGAAGUUAGCAAUAUUUCAGCUAUAUUACAGCAGACUGUUGUCAGCAAUGUUACAGCUAUAGCAGAGAGAACAGUAGUUAGCAAUAUUACAUCUAUAUUACAGCAGACUGUUGUCAGCAAUAUCACAGCUAUAGCAGAGAGAGCAGUAGUUAGCAGUAUUACAUUUAUAUUACAGCAGACUGCUGUCAGCAACAUUUCAGCUAUAGCAGAGAGAAAAAUAGUUAGCAAUAUUACAUCUAUAUUACAGCAGACUGUUGUCAGCAACAUUUCAGCUAUAGCAGAGAGAAAAAUAGUUAGCAAUAUUACAUCUAUAUUACAGCAGACUGUUGUCAGCAAUGUUACAGCUAUAGCAGAGAGAACAGUAGUUAGCGAUAUUACAUCUUUAUCAUAUAAUGGACAGGUUUCUCGGCAGGAUAAAGCCAAAGGAU
This is a messenger RNA of Haliotis rufescens (red abalone), 1736 nucleotides long. RefSeq names its product 3-oxoacyl-[acyl-carrier-protein] reductase FabG-like. Lineage: Eukaryota; Metazoa; Mollusca; Gastropoda; Lepetellida; Haliotidae. The record is from RefSeq and is a predicted model, not a curated record. Gene Ontology annotation, molecular function: oxidoreductase activity. Bases 184 to 966 code for a protein of 260 amino acids. The transcript has 9 exons.